Molecule: messenger RNA, 1871 nt
Organism: Durio zibethinus
Lineage: Eukaryota; Viridiplantae; Streptophyta; Magnoliopsida; Malvales; Malvaceae
Product: 1-acyl-sn-glycerol-3-phosphate acyltransferase 2-like
Cellular component (GO): endomembrane system
Molecular function (GO): 1-acylglycerol-3-phosphate O-acyltransferase activity
Source: RefSeq, a predicted model, not a curated record
CCAAUAAAUGAGAUAUUGUUGCAGCGGUCCUCCAACGUCUCCAUUCAUAAUAAUUUUUCCCCUUAAAACGGGAAAACUGCUUUUGAAGCCUUUUCUAUUUCCAUCGUUUUUUCGCAGUUUGUCAUUUUCUGCGCUUCUAUCUCGUCGCUCACUUGCACAACACAAUUAAUUCAAAAUUUUUUUUUAAUUCUCACAAUAUUGAAUUAAAAAAAAAGGGAAAAGGAAAGAUUUACUAUAAUCUUCUCUUUUUAAAAAUAAAUCUAAAAUCGCACUAGUGGUGGUGGUGUCAAUGGUGAUUGCAGCGGCAGCUGUCAUCGUCCCAUUGGGCCUUCUCUUCUUCAUCUCCGGCCUCGUUGUUAAUCUUAUUCAGGCAGUUUGCUUUGUUCUCAUUCGGCCACUAUCCGAGAACACUUAUAGAAAGAUCAAUAGGGUGGUUGCAGAGUUGUUGUGGCUGGAACUCGUAUGGCUUGUUGAUUGGUGGGCGGGAGUUAAGAUUAAAGUGUUUGCAGAUCAUGAAAGCUUCAAUUUAAUGGGUAAGGAACAUGCCCUUGUUGUAUCCAAUCACAGAAGUGAUAUCGAUUGGUUAGUUGGAUGGGUUUUGGCUCAGCGAUCAGGUUGUCUUGGGAGUACAUUAGCAGUGAUGAAGAAAUCAUCAAAAUUCCUUCCAGUCAUAGGCUGGUCAAUGUGGUUUUCUGAGUAUCUGUUUUUGGAACGAAGCUGGGCCAAGGAUGAAAAUACGUUAAAGGCAGGCCUUCAACGUUUAAAGGACUUCCCACGGCCCUUUUGGUUGGCACUUUUUGUAGAAGGAACUCGCUUUACGCAAGCAAAGCUUCUAGCAGCUCAAGAAUAUGCGACCUCACAAGGAUUGCCUAUUCCUAGAAAUGUUUUAAUUCCUCGUACAAAGGGUUUUGUUUCAGCUGUAAGUCAUAUGCGUUCAUUUGUCCCAGCCAUUUAUGAUGUGACAGUGGCUAUUCCAAAAAGCUCACCUUCACCUACAAUGCUUAGACUUUUCAAGGGGCAAUCUUCUGUGGUGCAUGUACACAUUAAGAGGCAUCUCAUGAAGGAACUGCCUGACACGGACGAAGCUGUUGCACAGUGGUGUAAAGAUAUCUUUGUGGAGAAGGACAAGUUGUUGGACAAACACAUAGCUGAGGACACUUUCAGUGACCAACCAUUGCAGGAUGUUGGUAGGCCGAUCAAGUCUCUUUUGGUUGUUACCUCUUGGGCAUGUCUUGUGGCUUAUGGGGCUCUCAAGUUUCUGCAAUGGUCGUCACUUUUAUCCUCAUGGAAGGGCAUUGCAUUGUCAGCAUUUGGCUUGGCCAUUGUUACCAUCCUCAUGCAAAUCUUAAUCCUCUUCUCUCAGUCAGAGCGUUCAACUCCUGCCAAGAUAGCUCCAGCCAAGCCCAAGAAUGGCGGGGAGAGUUCAGAGGCAAGACGGGACAAACUGCAGUAGAUCGAUCUUCCUCCCAAGAAAUCCGCAUGGCAGGAACCUCAUCUACAAUCAUAUUUUCAGAAACCUAAACCAUGUGUAGUGUCUGUAUCACUUUCACUUACCUCGGUUUGUCUUCAUUUUAGACUUUCAAGCAUAUUGUCUUAUGGUCAUCAGGUGACACAAGUUUGUCUGCAUUGUCAAUUCUUUGUUUUCUGUUAAAAUGGCUUUGUAGCAGCAAUGUUUUACAUUAGGCUAGCCCCAUUCUUACAUUUCGAUAUCUCUUCAGUCGAUACAGGAGUCUUAAAAAUUUAUUCACAUGCCUUAAUUGUUGUCUGCCAUUUUUUUCACUAAGCUUUCAUUCUUUGUUCCAAAUAUUUUUACGUCAGCGGAGGAAGUUGCUGCUGGCUGAAACCAUUUCCUGAAAUUCAAAACUACACUU